CUGAUACUGUACUACGCAUGUCGCUAGCGACUGUCGCUGCCAUGUGCGAGCACCUUUAUAUUAGUGUUCUCUGCUUUUUCCUUCUAACCUCCAUAACUAAAAACGUUAUGGAGUGUUUGGUGUAGUUAGCAACGCCGGCACGCUGAACGAUAUUUUUUUAUCUGAAAACUACACAAAAAGAAUUAUUUUUUUUACGUCAAAGUGAAUUAAACAAUACCUUUUCAAAAUGACAAUCGGAAAGAAUAAUAAGAUGUUACAACACAUCAACUAUAGAGUAAGAAUUAUUCUUCAAGACAGUAGAACAUUCAUUGGCACAUUCAAAGCCUUUGACAAGCAUAUGAAUUUAAUUCUCGCUGAUUGCGAAGAAUUUUGUAAAAUUAAACCAAAAAAUACUAAACAACCUGAACGCGAGAAAAAACGUGUGCUUGGUUUUGUUUUACUUCGCGGAGAGAAUAUUGUAUCUUUGACUGUGGAAGGCCCACCACCUCCAGAAGAAGGUCUACCUCGUGUGCCUAUUCCUGGUGCAGCUCCAGGCCCCGGAGUAGGUCGUGCUGUUGGUCGAGGCAUGCCUGCUAAUGUAGCUGGUGUUCCUGCUGGUUUACAAGGCCCUGUACGGGGCGUUGGAGGUCCUUCACAACAAAUCAUGACACCAGGAGGUCGUGGACAAGUAUCAGCCCCACCACAAAUGCAUCCUGGUGCACCACCAAGAAUGCCAGUUGGCGGGCCACCACCCGGUAUGAUGGGUCCACCCGGAAUGAUGGGUAUGCCACCUGGAAUGCCACCAAUGGGACGUGGCGGACCGCCAAUAGGACCACCCGGAAUGCGUGGACCACCUCCAGGAAUGAUGCGUGGCGGUCCACCUCCUCGUCCGUAUUAAAUAUUAAAUUUAAUAAUAAUAUUAACUUCCAUACCUUUCCAAUAUAUCAUUUCAAAAUUUAA
Messenger RNA from Chelonus insularis, 939 nucleotides. RefSeq names its product small ribonucleoprotein particle protein SmB (gene SmB). Gene Ontology annotation, cellular component: catalytic step 2 spliceosome; cytoplasm; U2 snRNP. Lineage: Eukaryota; Metazoa; Arthropoda; Insecta; Hymenoptera; Braconidae. Gene Ontology annotation, molecular function: RNA binding. The coding region runs from base 227 to 877 and encodes 216 amino acids. The record is from RefSeq and is a predicted model, not a curated record. The transcript has 3 exons. Gene Ontology annotation, biological process: mRNA splicing, via spliceosome.